Molecule: messenger RNA, 10239 nt
Organism: Erinaceus europaeus (western European hedgehog)
Lineage: Eukaryota; Metazoa; Chordata; Mammalia; Eulipotyphla; Erinaceidae
Gene: LAMA2
Product: laminin subunit alpha 2
Exons: 63
Coding region: 109-9429 (3106 amino acids)
Biological process (GO): regulation of embryonic development; regulation of cell adhesion; cell adhesion
Cellular component (GO): basement membrane
Molecular function (GO): extracellular matrix structural constituent; signaling receptor binding
Source: RefSeq, a predicted model, not a curated record
CUCUUCCCUAACAGCUGCUGCUCACUCAGCUCAUAAGCCAGGGUCAGUGACCAGGGCAGCAGCAACUUCUCCCGCUCCUGGGAAGUGGAUCCGCUCGGGGCCACCGCAAUGCCGGGAGCAGCCUGGGUCCUCCUGGUCCUGCUGCUGAGUGGAGGCCUCGCGGGCGGCCAGGCACAGCAGCAGCGACAGCCACAGGCGCAUCAGCAAAGAGGUUUAUUCCCUGCUGUUCUGAAUCUUGCUUCUAAUGCUCUCAUCACCACUAAUGCAACAUGUGGAGAAAAGGGACCUGAAAUGUUUUGCAAACUGGUAGAGCAUGUUCCUGGCCAGCCUGUGCGGAACCCCCAAUGUCGAAUCUGCAAUCAAAACAGCAGCAAUCCAUACCAGAGACACCCGAUUACAAAUGCUAUCGAUGGGAAGAAUACUUGGUGGCAGAGUCCCAGUAUUAAGAAUGGGAUUGAAUACCAUUAUGUGACAAUUACACUGGAUUUACAGCAGGUGUUCCAGAUUGCUUAUGUGAUUGUGAAAGCAGCUAACUCCCCUAGGCCUGGAAACUGGAUUUUGGAACGUUCUCUUGAUGAUGUUGAGUACAAACCUUGGCAGUAUCAUGCUGUGACAGACACAGAAUGCCUAACCCUCUACAAUAUUUAUCCCCGAACUGGGCCGCCAUCCUAUGCCAAAGAUGAUGAGGUCAUCUGCACUUCAUUUUAUUCCAAGAUACAUCCCUUAGAAAAUGGAGAGAUUCAUAUCUCUUUGAUAAAUGGAAGACCAAGUGCUGAUGAGCCUUCUCCUGAACUGUUAGAAUUUACCUCUGCUAGAUACAUUCGUCUGAGAUUUCAGAGGAUCCGCACCUUGAAUGCAGAUUUGAUGAUGCUUGCACACAAAGACCCAAGGGAAAUUGACCCCAUUGUCACACGAAGAUAUUACUACUCGGUCAAGGAUAUUUCAGUUGGAGGAAUGUGUAUCUGCUAUGGUCAUGCCAGGGCUUGUCCACUUGAUCCAGUGACAAAUAAAUCCCACUGUGAAUGUGAGCAUAAUACCUGUGGUGAAAGCUGUGACCACUGCUGCCCUGGAUUCCAUCAGAAACCUUGGAGAGCUGGAACUUUCCUGACUAAAACUGAAUGUGAAGCAUGCAAUUGUCAUGGAAAAGCUGAAGAAUGCUAUUAUGAUGAAAAUAUUGCCAUAAGAAAUCUGAGUUUAAAUAUACAUGGAAAGUACAUUGGAGGUGGUGUGUGCGUUAACUGCACCCAAAAUACUGCUGGCAUAAACUGUGAGACGUGUAUUGAUGGUUUCUUCAGACCAAAAGGGGUAUCUCCAAAUUACCCAAGCCCAUGCCAGCCAUGUUAUUGUGAUCCAGUUGGUUCCUUAAGUGAAGUCUGUGUCAAGGAUGUAAAACAUGCCCCAAAAGGGCUGGCGCCUGGAUCCUGUUAUUGCAAAUCUGGCUUUGGAGGGGUGAUCUGUGAUCGGUGUGCCAGGGGCUACUUUGGCUAUCCAGACUGUAGACCGUGUAACUGCAGUGGCAUCGGGAGUACAAAUGAGGACCCUUGUGUUGGACCAUGUAACUGCAAGGAUAAUGUUGAAGGUGGAGACUGCAAUCAUUGCAAACCUGGCUUCUUCAAUUUGCAAGAGGAUAACCCUAAAGGUUGUGAUGAGUGUUUCUGUUCAGGAGUUUCAAACAGAUGUCAGAGUUCCUAUUGGACCUAUGACAAUAUACAAGAUAUGAAUGGCUGGUUUCUGACUGACAUCUCAGGUCACAUUCGAGUGACCCCCCAGAAGGACUUCCAGGAGAUCAGCAUCAGUACUCUGGAAGCCCAAAGAAGCCUGCCUCAGAAUUACUUCUGGAGUGCUCCAGCUACAUACCUGGGAAACAAAUUUACAGCGGCUGGUGGACAAUUGGCAUUCUCCUUCUCAUAUAACUCGGAGGAAGAAGAUACACAACACACGCUCCAGAUUAUGGUUAUCUUAGAGGGGAAUGGCUUGAGAAUAAGCACAGUUCAAGAUGAGGUAUAUCUGCAACCCUCUGAAGAACAUAUUAAUGUAUUUCAACUUAAAGAAGAAUUAUUUACCAAGUAUGGCACCAAUUACCCUGUCAAUAGAAAAGAGUUUAUGACUGUGCUUGCAAAUUUAAAGAGACUUCUUAUACAAAUCACAUACAGCCUUCGAAUGGAUGCCAUCUUCAGGUUGAGCUCUGUUGAUCUUGAAUAUGCUGUCCCCUAUCCAACUGAUGGAAGCAUUGCAUCAGCCAUGGAAGUUUGUCAGUGUCCACCCGGCUAUGCUGGAUCUUCUUGUGAAUCUUGUUGGCCUAGAUAUAGAAGAAUCAAUGGCACAAUUUUUGGUGGCAUCUGUGAACCAUGUCAAUGUUUUGGCCAUGCAGAAUCUUGCGAUGACAUCACUGGAGAAUGUUUGAACUGUAAGGAUCACACAGGUGGUCCUUAUUGCAGCCAGUGUCUUCCUGGUUUCUUUGGAGAUCCUACAAAAGGAACCUCUGAUGACUGUCAGCCCUGUGCAUGUCCCCUCAAUAUGCCAUCCAAUAACUUUAGUCCGACGUGUCAUUUAGACCGCAGUCUUGGACUCAUCUGUGAUGAAUGCCCUGACGGGUACACAGGACCACGCUGUGAGAGGUGUGCAGAAGGCUAUUUUGGACAACCUUCUGUACCUGGAGGAUCAUGUCAGCCAUGCCAAUGCAAUGACAACCUUGACUUCUCCAUCCCUGGCAGCUGUGACAGCUUGUCUGGCUCCUGUCUGAUAUGUAAGCCUGGUACAACAGGCCGAUACUGCGAGCUCUGUGCUGAUGGUUAUUUUGGAGACGCAGUUGAUGCAAAGAACUGUCAGCCUUGUCCUUGUAAUGUCAACGGCUCAUUUUCUGAGGUUUGCCACACAAGGACAGGACAAUGUGACUGCAAGCCCAAUGUGCAGGGGUGGCGGUGUGAUGAAUGCAAGCCUGAAACUUUUGGCCUACAAUCAGGAAGAGGGUGUAUUCCCUGCAAUUGCAAUUCUUUUGGAUCUAAAUCAUUUGACUGUGAAGAGAAUGGUCAAUGUUGGUGCCAGCCUGGAGUAACAGGAAAGAAGUGUGACCGCUGUGCUCACGGCUAUUUCAACUUCCAAGAAGGAGGGUGCACAGCUUGUGACUGUGCCCAUCUGGGCAAUAAUUGUGACCCAAAGACUGGCCAGUGCAUCUGUCCACCGAAUACCAUUGGAGAGAAAUGUUCUAAAUGUGCACCUAACACCUGGGGCCACAGUAUUGUCACUGGAUGUAAGGCGUGUAAUUGCAGUGCUGUGGGAUCUUUGGAUUUCAAAUGCAAUAGAAACACAGGUCAAUGUAACUGUCAUCCAAAAUUCUCUGGUGCUAAAUGUACAGAGUGCAGACGAGGUCACUGGAACUACCCUCAUUGUAUUCCUUGUGAUUGCUUCCUGCCUGGGACUGAUAGCACAACCUGUGAUUCAGAGACCAAAGAAUGCUACUGUAGCGAUCAGACUGGGCAAUGCACUUGUAAGGUGAAUGUGGAAGGUAUUCAUUGUGACAAGUGCCAGUCUGGCAAAUUUGGUCUUGAUGCAAAAAACCCACUUGGCUGUAGCAGCUGCUAUUGCUUUGGUGUUAGUACUCAGUGCUCGGAAGCAAAAGGAUUGAUCCGUACAGUGUUGACUCUGCAGCCUCAGCAGACCAUUCUGCCCCUGGUGGAUGAGGCACUGCAGCACACAACUACCAAAGGCAUUGCUUUCCAACAACCAGAGAUCAUUGCACACAUGGAUCCCGUGAGACAAGAUCUCCAUUUGGAGCCUUUUUAUUGGAAACUUCCAGAGCAAUUUGAAGGAAAGAAGUUGAUGGCCUAUGGUGGCAAACUCAAGUAUGCCAUCUAUUUCGAGGCUCGGGAUGAGAUAGGUUUCUCUACAUACAAACCUCAAGUUAUCAUAAGAGGUGGAACUCCUAGUCAUGCUAGAAUUAUCACCAGACAUAUGGCUGCGCCUCUCAUUGGACAGUUGACACGGCAUGAAAUUGAAAUGACAGAGAAAGAAUGGAAAUACUAUGGAGACGACCCUCGAGUCAGUAGAACUGUGACCCGUGAAGACUUCAUGGAUAUACUAUAUGAUAUUCAUUAUAUUCUUAUCAAAGCUACUUAUGGAAAUGGCAUGAGACAAAGCAGGAUUUCUGAAAUUUCCAUGGAGGUGGCUGAACAAGGACACAGAACAGCGGUGACUUCCCCAGCUCACUUGAUAGAAAGAUGCGAUUGUCCCCCAGGUUAUUCUGGCUUUUCCUGUGAGACAUGCAUGCCAGGCUUUUACCGACUGCGCUCUGAAUCUGGUGGCCAUACCCCUGGACCAACCCUGGGUACUUGUGUUCCUUGUCAGUGUAAUGGACACAGCAGUCUGUGUGACCCUGAAACCUCCAUAUGCCAGAAUUGUCAACACCAUACUGCUGGUGACUUCUGUGAACGAUGUUCUCUUGGAUACUAUGGAAUUGUCAGGGGCUCACCAAAUGAUUGUCAGCAAUGUGCUUGUCCUCUGACUUCUUCCAGCAACAACUUUAGUCCCUCUUGUGUCAUGGAAGGCUUGGAUGAUUAUCGCUGCACAGCUUGCCCACGGGGAUAUGAAGGCCAGUACUGUGAAAGGUGUUCCCCUGGCUAUACUGGUAGCCCAAGCAGCCCUGGAGGCUCCUGCCAAGAAUGUGAGUGUGACCCCCAAGGCUCACUUCCUGUCCCCUGUGACCCUGUCACAGGGAUCUGCACGUGCCGACCUGGAGCCACGGGUCAGAAGUGUGACGGCUGCAGGCAGUGGCAUGCACGAGAGGGCAUGGAGUGUAUUUUUUGUGGAGAUGAUUGUACGGGUCUUCUUCUCGGUGACUUGGCUGUCCUAGAGCAGAUGGCCAUGAGCAUCAACCUUACAGGACCAUUGCCUGCUCCAUAUAAAAUGCUGUAUGAUAUUGAAAAUACAACUGGGGAACUGAAGCACUUGCUCUCACCUCAAAGGGCUCCAGAGAGACUUACUCAGUUGGCAGAGGGCAGUCUGAGCACACUUACAACAGAAAUGAAUGAACUCCUGACCAGGGCUACCAAAGUGACAGCAGAUGGCAAGCAAACUGGACAGGAUGCCGAGAGGACCAACGGAAGAGCAAGCUCUUUAAGAGAAUCCAUGAAGAAGCUUGUCCAGGAUGCAGAAGCUGUAAAUGAAAAAGCUGUAAAACUAAAUGAAACGCUAGGAACUCAAGACAAGGCCUUUGAGAGAAAUUUGCAAGAGCUUCAGAAAGAGAUUGAUCAAAUGUUGACAGAACUGAGGAGAAAAAAUCUAGAUACACAAAAGGAAGUUGCUGAAGAUGAGUUGGUAGCUGCAGAAGGUCUUCUAAAAAAGGUAAAGAAACUUUUUGGAGAAUCUCGUGGAAAAAAUGAAGCAAUGGAGAAAAAUCUACGGGAGAGACUGGAAGACUACCAAAACAAAGUUGAUGAUGCUCAGGACCUUUUACGUGAAGCUGUAGAAAAAAUCAGAGAAGCCAAUCGCUUAUCUGCAAUAAACCAGAAAAACAUGACUGCUCUGGAUCACAAGAAGGAGGCUAUAGAAAGUGGCAAGCAGCAAAUUGAAAACACUUUGAAAGAAGGCAGUGAAGUCCUUGAUGAAGCCAGCCGUCUUGCAAAUGAAAUCAAAUCUGUCAUAGAUUAUGUUGAAGACAUUCAGACUAAAUUGCCACACAUGUCUGAUGAGCUUAAAAGUAAAAUAGAUGAACUCUCCCAAGAAGUAAAGGACAGGAAGCUUGCUCAGAAGGUGUCCCAGGCUGAAAGCCAUGCAGCUCAGCUGAAUGACUCAUCUGCUGUUCUUGAUGGAAUUCUUGACGAGGCUAAAAACAUCUCUUUCAAUGCCACGGCAGCCUUCAAAGCUUACAGUAAUAUUAAGGACUACAUCGAUGAAGCUGAGAAAAUUGCCAGGGAAGCCAAAGGUCUUGCACAUGAAGCUACAAAACUGGCAACACACCCUGAUGGUUCAUUAAAGGAAGUUGCCAAAAGCUCUCUUCAGAAAAGUUUUGGGAUUCUUAAUGAAGCCAAAAAAUUAGCAAAUGAUGUGAAAGAAAAUGAUGAUCGCUUGAAUGGCUUGACAGCCAGAUUAGAAAAUGCUGAUGCUCAAAAUGAGAAUCUUCUGAAAACUUUGAAUGAUACAUUGGGGAAGCUAGCCACCAUUCCAAAUGACACAGCUGCUAAACUGCAAGCUGUUAAGGACAAAGCAAGACAAGCCAACAACACAGCGAAAGAUGUACUGGCACAGAUUAAAGAUAUUCACCAGAACCUUCAUGGCCUGAAGAGAAAUUACAAUCAACUAGCAGACAGCGUAGCCAAAACAAAUGCUGUGGUAAAAGAUCCUUCAAAGAACAGUAAGAUCUCAGAUGCAGAUGCCACUGUGAAAAAUCUAGAACAAGAAGCUGAUCGACUAUUAGAUAAACUCAAACCCAUCAAGGAACUUGAGGAUAAUCUUAAGAAGAACAUCUCUGAGAUAAAGGAACUGAUAAACCAAGCCCGGAAACAAGCCAAUUCUAUCAAAGUAUCUGUGUCUUCUGGAGGUGAUUGCAUUCGAACAUACAAACCAGAAAUCAAGAAAGGAAGCUACAAUAACAUCAUUGUCAAUGUAAAGACACAUGUUGCUGACAACCUCCUUUUUUAUCUUGGAAGUGCCAAAUUUGUUGACUUUCUGGCUAUAGAGAUGCGUAAAGGCAAAGUAAGCUUUCUCUGGGAUGUUGGAUCUGGAGUUGGACGUAUAGAAUAUCCAGAUCUGACAAUUGAUGAUUCAUAUUGGUACCGUAUUGAAGCCUCAAGAACUGGGAGGAAUGGAACUAUUUCUGUCAGAGCCCUUGAAGGACCCAAAGCCAGCAUCGUGCCCGGCACAUAUCAUUCAGUCUCUCCUCCAGGGUAUACUAUUCUGGAUGUGGAUGCAAAUGCAAUGUUGUUUGUUGGUGGCUUGACUGGAAAAUUGAAGAAAGCUGAUGCCGUACAUGUGAUUACAUUCACUGGUUGUAUGGGAGAAACAUUCUUUGACAGCAAACCAAUAGGACUGUGGAACUUCCAAGAAAAAGAGGGUGACUGCAAAGGAUGUACUGUCAGUCCUCAGGUAGACGACAGUGAGGGAACUAUUCAGUUCGACGGAGAAGGCUAUGCACUGGUCAGUCGCCCCAUUCGCUGGUACCCCAACAUCUCUACUGUCAUGUUCAAAUUCAGAACAUUUUCUUCAAGUGCUCUCCUGAUGUACCUUGCCACACGUGAUUUGAAAGAUUUCAUGAGUGUAGAGCUCACUGAUGGACACAUAAAAGUCAGUUAUGAUCUGGGUUCAGGAAUGGCUUCUGUUGUCAGCAAUCAAAACCAUAAUGAUGGGAAAUGGAAAUCAUUCACCCUAUCAAGAAUUCAAAAACAAGCCAAUAUAUCAAUUGUAGAUAUAGAUACUAACCAGGAGGAAAACAUAGCAACUUCAUCUUCUGGAAACAACUUUGGUCUUGACUUAAAAGCAGAUGACAAAAUAUAUUUUGGUGGAUUGCCAACACUGAGAAACUUGAGACCAGAAGUAAAUUUGAAUAAAUAUUCUGGCUGCCUUAAAGACAUUGAAAUUUCAAGAACACCAUAUAAUAUACUCAGUAGCCCUGAUUAUGUUGGCGUUACCAAAGGAUGUUCUCUGGAGAAUGUUUACACAGUUAGCUUCCCCAAGCCUGGAUUUGUGGAACUGCCCCCGGUGUCAAUUGAUGUAGGGACAGACAUCAACCUGUCCUUCAGCACAAAGAAUGAGUCUGGUAUCAUUCUCUUGGGAAGUGGAGGGACCCUCAGACGAAAAAGAAGGCAAACUGGACAGGCUUAUUAUGCGAUAUUCCUGAACAAGGGGCGCCUGGAAGUACAUCUCUCCACAGGGACACGAACAAUGAGGAAAAUUGUCGUCAAGCCAGAGCCAAGUCUGUUUCACGACGGGAGGGAACAUUCUGUUCACAUAGAGAGAAAUAGAGGCUUCUUUACUGUUCAAGUCGAUGAAAACAGAAGACAUAUGCAAAACCUGACAAUAGACCAAGCAAUUGAAGUUAAAAAGCUUUUCAUUGGGGGCGCUCCACCUGAAUUUCAACCUCCCCCACUCAGAAAUGUUCCUCCUUUUGAUGGCUGUGUCUGGAAUCUUGUCAUUAAUGCCAUCCCCAUGGACUUUGCACAGCCUGUAUCCUUCAAGAAUGCAGAUAUUGGCCGCUGUGUCCAUCAAAAACCACGUGAAGAUGAAGAUGGGGAGAUUCCAGCUGAAGUAGUUCUCCCACCUAAACCGGUUCCCACCCCAUCCCGCCCUGCACUCACCCCCUUUGUGACACAUGGUCCUUGUGCUGCAGAAUCAGAACCAGCUCUUUUGAUAGGGAGUAAACAGUUUGGACUUUCAAAAAACAGUCACAUUGCAAUUGCAUUUGAUGACACCAAAGUUAAAAACCGCCUCACAAUUGAGUUUGAAGUGCGAACUGAAGCUGAAUCAGGCUUGCUUUUUUAUAUGGCUCGGAUCAAUCAUGCUGAUUUUGCCACAGUUCAGCUGAGAAAUGGAUUGCCUUACUUCAGUUAUGACUUGGGAAGUGGUGAUACCAAUACUAUGAUCCCUACAAAAAUCAAUGAUGGCCAGUGGCACAAGAUUAAGAUUAUGAGAAUUAAGCAAGAAGGAAUUAUUUAUGUAGAUGGUGCUUCUAACAGAACUGUCAGUCCCAAGAAAGCUGAUAUCCUGGACGUUGUAGGAAUUCUGUAUGUUGGUGGGUUACCUAUUAACUACACUACUAGAAGAAUUGGUCCAGUAACCUACAGCAUUGAUGGCUGCGUCAGGAAUCUUCAGAUGGCAGAGGCCUCUGCUGAUCUUGAACAACCAACUUCCAGUUUCCAUGUCGGAACAUGUUUUGCAAGUGCUCAGAAAGGAACAUAUUUUGAUGGAACAGGUUUUGCCAAAGCAGUUGAUGGUUUCAAAGUGGGAUUAGAUCUUCUUAUAGAAUUUGAAUUCCGUACAACUAGAACCACUGGAGUUCUUCUGGGAAUCAGCAGUCAAAAAAUGGAUGGGAUGGGUAUUGAAAUGAUUGAAGAAAAGCUUAUGGUUCACGUGGACAAUGGUGCUGGUCGAUUCACUGCUGUCUAUGAUGCUGGGCUCCCAGGGCUACUGUGUGAUGGGCAGUGGCAUAAGGUCAGAGCCAACAAACUCAAACACCGUAUUGAGCUGACAGUAGAUGGAAACCAAGUGGAAGCACAAAGCCCAAAUCAAGCAUCUACAUCAGCUGAUACAAAUGACCCUGUAUUUAUUGGAGGGUUCCCAGCUGGCCUCAAACAGUUUGGCCUGACAACUAACGUUCGAUUCCGCGGCUGCAUCAGAUCUCUGAGGCUCACCAAGGGCACUGGCAAACCUCUGGAGGUUAAUUUUGCCAAAGCUCUGGAACUAACAGGCGUUCAACCUGUAUCAUGCCCAGUCAACUAAUAAAAAUAUGCUCUAUUCUAAGAAGAGCCCUUUAAAGGAAGUUUAUCAAGCAAAACAAAUACGCUUUACCUAUAUACAUUAUUAAAAUUAAUGUGUGCAUGUAUCUUGAAUUCUUUACUCAGAUGGUGCUAAUUCAGAUUCCAGACUGAAUUUUAAUUCAAGCUUUUCCCUCAAAUCCAUAAACAUUAAACCACUUAUUUCAUUCUAAAUAAUUCUUUGUUUUCCGUAUUUUUUUAUAGGCAAGAGGCAACAAACUGUAAUUUAUUCAAUUAGCAGUAUGCCCCGAUCAUCUCAACAAGUUCAGCUAUAAAUUUUGAAGGCAACUAUUUUUAAACUAAUUCUCGUUAAUACUUCUAUUAUAUUUUCCUAUGUAUUGUGAAGUUUAGCUUUCUGUACAAGUAACUGAAACUAACAGUGGAUCUGGCAUGUUUGAAUGGGAGCAAAGCAGAUCUCUUAUUCCCUCUGCUUGUAAAAGCAUUAGCAAAUUAUUUAUUUGAAUCAGGUUCAUUAGUAGAGAGUUUAAGUAACCAUAACAGCGAAUAACUUUUAAAGCUGGAGGCAGAGACUGUGGAUCAGGUACAGAUCAGAAAGCUUAAUUACUUGAUUUUCUUGUUGAGAAUGAUUUAUAGGCUUUGGAGGAAUGCAAGAACCAAGCUUCAGAAUGAGCUAAGCACACAGUUUAUAGUGCAGUAUUGAGGUUUGGAGAUUUAUGAUUUCAGUGAACAUCACAAUCUACACUUGGUAGAAGAAUAAUGCUAAAAUGUGUUUUUUACUUAACCACGAAACAAUAAACCAGUCAUUUAGCAGGUA